Molecule: messenger RNA, 507 nt
Organism: Penicillium nucicola
Lineage: Eukaryota; Fungi; Ascomycota; Eurotiomycetes; Eurotiales; Aspergillaceae
Exons: 1
Coding region: 1-507 (168 amino acids)
Source: RefSeq, a predicted model, not a curated record
AUGCCAAUAUCUCAAAUCUACCCGGUCUACAAAGUGAAAUUCAAACUAUCAAUCCAAGACCCAGACAUGCCACCACUGCGCUACCACACCAUCCUAUUCGUCCAAGACAACGAACAAGGUCCACGAAGUGGAAUCAAACACCACGUCACCGGCGACUUAGUAACUGGCAUGCACUACGAGCCCGCGAUAAGCGACGACCCAGAGAGCGACGAGAACUUCUUUUCCAAAGAGCUGAUUGGACAUACGAGGGCUCGGAACUAUCCAAAGAGUUGGGAUGAUAUUUUGCAGUCGAUUCCUGCGCCGCCGAAGCAGAAGGCUUUUAAUACGGCCACCAUGAAGACGGAGCCUGUUAAGAGGUGGAGGCCUUUGAUGUUUUAUGCUCCUGGGGAAGCUCGGAGGCCGUUGAUUAAAUGUACUGAGUGGAUUGAGGAUCAAGCUGUGCCUUUGCUGAUCAAUGCGGGACUUAUUCAGUGGAGAUAUGAGAGGAUAGCUGGUGUGGUUGAUUGA